Messenger RNA from Cooperia oncophora, 522 nucleotides. Lineage: Eukaryota; Metazoa; Nematoda; Chromadorea; Rhabditida; Trichostrongylidae. The record is from the annotation of a GenBank genome assembly.
AUGGAUGCACUGCUACCGAUUCCAAACGGAGGAGCUGGACAGCACACCGGUCUCAGCAGAAACGCGCUCGCAAUCACAGGUCCUUUCUUUCGAACGCAACUUGGCAAUAAAGACAAGACAACAAGAAGCGAGGAUAAGCUCAUUUUUCCCUCUGCACUGAUCUGGGAAUAUUUUCGUGUGGAAACGCUUUAUGUGGCAUGGCACCAUUACGUUCGAUAUGUUUCAACAACUGGACAGGUGCUAAUCGCUGCAUCCACGCUGCUCAUAGUGUCGGCGUCAUUUGAACGAUAUAUUUGCUCACUUCAAUCCACAUCCGGCUUUGAACCGAGGAGACGUUUAGCAGUCAUUUCAGUGGUGCUCUUUAUGGCACUAGUGAUGAAGGGCUCUGUAUUUUUCGAAUUAGAGAUGCAGACUCUUCCGCAUUGUCCGAUGUUCACGAAUCUGCGGCUUGACUUGGCUGAAAUUACUCGCAGUGAAUCCUAUAAAACGAUAUGGAUGUUCUUGGUGCCGGAACUUUCUUAA